Spirometra erinaceieuropaei is the source of this 759-nucleotide messenger RNA. The record is from the annotation of a GenBank genome assembly. Lineage: Eukaryota; Metazoa; Platyhelminthes; Cestoda; Diphyllobothriidea; Diphyllobothriidae.
AUGGCGAGACCCCAAGAUACGGCUUUGGCCCGAUUCCAUGGCCUCCCUAAGGUGCACAAAGACGGUGCUCCUCUCCGACCCAUCGUGUCGCUCAAAGGGACUCCAACGUACGGACUGGCUAAGUGGCUAUUCCGGCGUCUCAAGUUCCUGACCGCUGAGUCCGACACCACGGUCUCUUCGUCAGCACAAUUCCUGGGGAAACUCAAAGGGGUAAGCAUCCAUCCAAAUGAGGUCAUGGUAUCUUUUGAUGUUACAUCCCUUUUUACUUCUAUUCCCCAGGACCUGGCGAUCGAGACAAUUGAGUUGCUACUACAAAGCAAAUACAAUGAAAUGGAGAACCGUCUUGGACACGCCCAAGACCUUCAGCUCCUGAAGCUCUGUCUCAGGACGUACUUAACAUUCGACGGGACAAUCUACGAAAAGGUGAAGGGCACACCUAUGAAUUCGCCGAUUUCGGGGUUCAUCGCCGAGGCGGUCCUGCAACGGUUAGAGUCGCUGGUCUUCCAACACCACAAACCGACUUUCUGGGCCCGGUAUGUGGAUGACACCUUCGUCGUUAUCGAUCGGGAUCAACUGCUGACAUUCAAGGAACGUCUAAAUGCGGUCUUCCCGGACAUUCAAUUUACGAUGGAGGAGGAAGAGAACAACCAGCUGACCUUUCUGAAUGUUCUCGUAUGCCGCAAAGAUAGUGGUGAACUAAAAAACCAAAUUGUUCAGGAAAGCGACAAAUACGAUGCAAGUACUGAACUUCAACGGUAA